UGAGUACUGGUACGUAAUUCGCCGUGUGGCACGUGUACGACGCUCUUGGAGUUUGGCAGUCACGGCUACUUGUAGGAAUGCAAUUACGCAUACAAGCGUAGCGGUUGCGAUGGACGCGAUGCAUGCGUGUCGCUGCUGCCUGCGGUGUCCCCCGGACAAAGACCUGACGACGCCGCACACACAUCUCGGCAAAACGGAGAUAUAUGCCGACAUGAUCAAGGAGUGUUUUGAUAUUCAAUUGCAGCUGGCAGUGGGCGGCUCGGGCUCGAGCGGCAUCUGCUGUACGUGCGUGGGCCGCCUGCGAGACGCGAGCGACUUCAAGCUGCAAGUGCAGCGCAGCCAGGCGGAGCUGCAGGCGCGCUCGCAGGGAGCGAGCCUCGUCAAAGAGGAAGAAUCUGCAGUAGAGUGUGAAAACCCAGAAAUGCAGGACACACAUGAUACUUGUGGGUCCGAGCCAGGUGAAGAGCCCGCGGUCAAGCCGGAGAUGCUGGAUGAAGACACACCUGAGGAGAUAUUGCAUGAAGAGUUCACAGUCAAGUCGGAGGCGGCGGCCGAGGACGAUGAGAUGUCGCAGGAAGAAUCUGCAGUAGAGUAUGAACACCCAGAAAUGCAGGACACAGAUGAGUCUUGUGGGUCCGAGCCAGGUGAAGAGCCCGCGGUCAAGCCGGAGAUGCUGGAUGAAGACACACCUGAGGAGAUAUUGCACGAAGAGUUCUCUGUCAAGUCGGAGCCGGCGGCCGAGGGCGAUGAGAUGUCGCUGUGUUCGGACGGCAGCGCACGCGCCAGGGAACAGCUCUCGAUGGCUUGCUCCGUGGUGCUCGAGCGCCUCCGCGGCGACGCGACUGCUCACAGCGGGGCCAAACCAAUCGCCUGCGAACACUGUGGCGAACGUUUUAGAAACGAAACUAUCUUAAGGAAACACAUUCAAGAGACACACUUGCCGCCAGCGCCCAAACAAUUUGCUUGUGAUUUUUGUAGUGCUACAUUCCAAACUGAAUCACUUAUUUUAGAGCAUACAAAAAUCGAACAUGGUGUCACGAAUUUCAUGUGCGCUCAUUGUGAGUAUUCAGCAAUUUCCAAGAGAUGGUUGCGAGCUCAUUUAAAAAGUCACUUCAGUUUCAAAAGCGUGAUUAAAAGUGAUUUACACAAACAUCAAGCGAUAUACUACGAAGAUAAGAAGACACACAAAACAACACACCUAAGAUUAAAUACCAGAGUAAGACCUUAUAAGUGUAGUUCUUGCGACUACAAGUGCAGUAACAGGUCAACCCUAAUAAUACAUGAAAGGACACAUACUGAUGAAAAGCCUUUUCAAUGUAGCCACUGCGAUCACAAAUGCAGUGCGAAAUCAGACUUAGAACGACACCAAAGAAUACACAUCGGAGAAAAGCCUUACGCAUGUAGUCUCUGUGCUUAUAAAUGCAAUAAGAAAUCACACUUACAGAGACACCAAAGAAUACACACAGGAGAAAAGCCUUUCGCAUGUAGUCACUGUGAGUACAAAUUCACUCAGAAAACACAAUUACAAAACCACAUGAGAUUACACACCGGCGAAAAGCCUUUCGCAUGUAGUCAUUGCGACUACAAAUGCAUUCAGAAAGCACACUUACAAAACCACAUGAGAUUACACACCGGAGAAAAGCCUUACGCGUGUAGCCAUUGCGACUACAAAUUCACUCGGAAAGCAUACUUACAAAGUCACAUGAGAUUACACACCGGAGAAAAGCCUUACGCAUGUAGUCACUGUGCUUAUAAAAGCUGUACGAAAUCAAACUUACGAAGUCACCAAAGAAUACACACCGGAGAAAAGCCUUACGCAUGUAGUCACUGUCCUUUUAAAUGCAGUACAAAAUCAGGCUUACGAACACAUCAAAGAAUACACACCGGAGAAAAGCCUUACGCAUGUAGUCAAUGUGCUUAUAAAUCCAGUACCAAACGAAACUUACAAAGACACCAAAUAAUACACAGGAGAAAAGCAUUACGCAUGUAAUUACAAAUGCACUCAGAAAUCAUCUAUGCGACGUCACCAGAAGACUCACAUUGGGAUGAACCCUGACAACGCAGCAAUCACCUAAAUCAGAAACUUAGAGCAUUGACAUUUCACGCUCCUUCAAUAAGGAAGGGGCUCCUGUCACGCAGCUCACGCGCGCUCCCGUAUGUUAAUGGGAUGGGAUUUUGCCGUUCCAAUUAUUAUAUUAAUUAAAAAUAUGAUUUAUUUUCCCUGCUUUGUCUGAAAAGUUAAAGUGUGUGCUUUGUUCGUGAACAUGAUCGAGCGGUGUGAAAAUUAAAGAAAACAAAGGAGAGUGAGGGCGAUGGUAAUACAGUUUACUUAUGUUAAUGUGAGUAACAAAUAAGUCAGAGAGUAGAAGUAUUUUAUUUAUUUAUUAUUUCUCAGUAUUUAUUUUCCUUCUUAGGCUAGGUAUUUUACAAUAUGUAUAUAAAAAUAAAAUAUAAUAAAAUAUUUAUUAUUACGGCGAGGUUACAAAAUGUAAAUUGGAUACAAAUAUCUUAAUACUGUUCUAAACUAAUAAUAUUAAAUUAACAUUUCUAUAAUAACCAAGCACAACAUUCAAAUAUAAAUUACAUGAACGAAAAUUAUUAAAUUAAAUUGAGAUCAUAAGUAUACUUAGUAUGUGAUAAUUUUGUUACAAGUACGAUAG
Leguminivora glycinivorella is the source of this 2660-nucleotide messenger RNA. Its product is annotated as gastrula zinc finger protein XlCGF26.1-like. Gene Ontology annotation, biological process: regulation of transcription by RNA polymerase II. Gene Ontology annotation, molecular function: RNA polymerase II transcription regulatory region sequence-specific DNA binding; DNA-binding transcription factor activity, RNA polymerase II-specific; zinc ion binding. Bases 110 to 1990 code for a protein of 626 amino acids. The record is from RefSeq and is a predicted model, not a curated record. Gene Ontology annotation, cellular component: nucleus. NCBI's taxonomy places the organism in Eukaryota, Metazoa, Arthropoda, Insecta, Lepidoptera, Tortricidae. The transcript is spliced from 10 exons.